UGGGGACGGUCGGGAUAUUGCAUCUUCGUCAUGGCAAAUGGACGCACCUCUCACUAUCGAAGCGUCAUGAUGUGAACGUUUCAAAAUGAACAUUUUCACCACCAGUUUUUUGUUUGUCUUGUCGUGGGGGGAGAACGAGUUCGAGUAGAAGUCGAAGCAAGUAAAGUGAAAUCAGAACAUCAAUUGAAGUUUCUGCGACGAAAGAAGAAAAACAAAAAUGUCGCAGCAAUCCGUGACCUUUCUCUCGCAAGCCAGCAACACGCUGCACAAGCCGCUGAAGAAACCAGGAGGAACAGCGCAGUUCAAAAUGGGAUUGGCGGUAUAAUUUAGAAACUGUCUGGUUCUUGUGACUUCAAUGUUGUACAUAGAAGAAAACAUGACAUUAUGCUAGUAUAUGCAUGAGAAGCUUGUUUUGUCAUGCGUGUAGACCACGCUUCACAAAUCAACACAAUGAAACUCUCAGGGUAAGAACCUGACGCUGUUGCACGCGACGGAACAACACCUGGACAUGAUCCGCACACGGGAUGAGGAUAUCGACGGGAGAAAAUGUGUGUAAAAGUGCAAACUUGCUAAAGAAUUUCGUAAUUUUGAAUUGAUGACAGUACGGUCACGAAUUUCAUAGUACAAUGCUAUGCCAUGGCAUUAUUAAAAACGAAGAAGAACGAAAGCGAUUCUUGCACAGCAUUGGUUUCCUGUUGACGAAAAGGCAUUUUCGAUGCAGACAAGUUGAGCAUAACCAUAAUCACGCAUUUUUUUCUUUGCAUAAGUAAGGCCAAGAUCGCGUACCAAAAUUCCGAGCCGUUGGGGUUGAAAGCCUUCCAUUUCAAGACCAUGGAAACGAUGCGACAGGUAUACUUAGCUACGCUUUCCUUAUUCGUAUUAACGGUUUCAAUUCUAAAAUGCUACACGGAGAAGAACAAGAAGUUUCUUUCCACUGAGUCGAGAGCAGAAGAUCCGAAAUUGCGUGUCGAAUCUUAUUGCAAACGUGCUCUUAUCAAAGUAAAUGUAAAACUAAACCAACAGGAACGCGAGCGGCUGGGGUGCAAUGACAUUCCGCCGAAGCCGGUGGCCUCGAUUCCAGGCUAUUCCGGGAACUUGCCCCGGCGGGAGGCCCUGAACAUCCACGGAGGGACCCACCGCGAGACCUGCCUGCAAUCCGCGUACUGCUUUGCGCAGGAGCAGAAGCGAUCCCGCGCUAUCGCGGCGAACAUCCUGCCGCCGAAUUCCAAGCUGGAAACCCCGGACACGCUGCGGCGGUAAGGGGAACAGCAUCGGAGCGGGUGUGCAACUGCCAUUUCUUUCACCGAAUUUGAUGUUUCACAUAAGUUUGGAAUUUGAUUUCACAGUACUUAACAAUGUACCCAUUUUAUAUUAUAUUCGGAUUACGAUCAACAUUAAGCAUUUUAGCCUUCUUGCGAGCUUUAAGCCUUCAGGAAGAAUCACAGUUAGGAAGCUUAGCAACAGGAAUCUGGAAUCAUUGUCACAUUUUGCAGGAUUGUUUAUGUUUUCUCACUUGUACAAAAGUUUACACUUGAUCUCUGAAGUAGGAGCAAAUCAGUUAGGCAUGUCGAGACGAAUUUUUCGCACUGUACAAUAAGAAUAAUUUUCUGGAACCACGAAAAGUAAUCUAGACCCACAGUUUGGAUGUAUACCUUGAGGAGGGCGCUUCUUCUAUGGGAAAGUAGGGCGUUUGGCGGGUCACCUGAAUAAAUCUGGUGUUUCAACAGAGGCAUUCAACAGCUUUUUCAAUAAAAAUGUACACCUCUUGGGCUGGCAGAAUGAUUUGAGAAUUCUAAAACUGAUAUUAUACGAGCAGAAGCACAGGAGCUGCUUGUAGAAAGAUGC
This is a messenger RNA of Amoebophrya sp. A120, 1845 nucleotides long. Lineage: Eukaryota; Dinophyceae; Syndiniales; Amoebophryaceae. The record is from the annotation of a GenBank genome assembly.